AUGAUAAAGGGCUGGCAACCCAAGAUGGCGGCCCCGAGCCGGGAGGCGGCCUGGACGCAGAUCGGAGCCAUCUCUCCACGUGACUUCUUCCCCGAGGACCGCUGGGCAAAAGACUCUCGUCCACAACAGACUGGGGAAGGCAGUCUGGUUAAUGGCCCUUCACCCCGCGGCCAGAAGGUGACAGGUCACAAGGAGGCCUCGUCUGCGGGGGCAUUCCUGCAGAGGGGCCAGGGGGCCGGCUGCCCUUGGGAGGCCGGAGCAGUGGGCUCUCCACCCAGAGACGGGGCACUUCGUUCUCGGGAUUCCAGCGAGGCUAAACGCGGAGGAGGAGGGCGGGGAGGAUGGAGGCCACGGAGCUCGCGCCUGCCCCGGAUCCACGCUGAUCAGCAUCUGCUGAUCAAGGUGUGA
This is a messenger RNA of Rangifer tarandus platyrhynchus (Svalbard reindeer), 408 nucleotides long. The record is from the annotation of a GenBank genome assembly. NCBI's taxonomy places the organism in Eukaryota, Metazoa, Chordata, Mammalia, Artiodactyla, Cervidae.